Messenger RNA from Oncorhynchus keta (chum salmon), 643 nucleotides. Its product is annotated as keratin-associated protein 4-4-like. The transcript has a single exon. The record is from RefSeq and is a predicted model, not a curated record. Gene Ontology annotation, cellular component: keratin filament. The annotation marks the transcript as partial. Lineage: Eukaryota; Metazoa; Chordata; Actinopteri; Salmoniformes; Salmonidae.
AUGUCCCUUUGGCAACGGACAUGCUGUCAGUAUACAUGCUGUCAGUAUAGUGAUGUAGGUCUUUACAGGCAACGGACAUGCUGUCAGUAUACAUGCUGUCAGUAUACAUGCUGUCAGUAUACAUGCUGUCAGUAUACAUGCUGUCAGUAUAGUGAUGUAGGUCUUUACAGGCAACGGACAUGCUGUCAGUAUACAUGCUGUCAGUAUACAUGCUGUCAGUAUACAUGCUGCCAGUAUACAUGCUGUCAGUAUACAUGCUGUCAGUAUACAUGCUGUCAGUAUACAUGCUGUCAGUAUAGUGAUGUAGGUCUUUACAGGCAACGGACAUGCUGUCAGCAUACAUGCUGUCAGUAUACAUGCUGUCAGCAUACAUGCUGUCAGUAUACAUGCUGUCAGUAUACAUGCUGUCAGCAUACAUGCUGUCAGUAUACAUGCUGUCAGUAUACAUGCUGUCAGUAUAGUGAUGUAGGUCUUUACAGGCAACGGACAUGCUGUCAGUAUACAUGCUGUCAGUAUACAUGCUGCCAGUAUACAUGCUGUCAGUAUACAUGCUGUCAGUAUACAUGCUGUCAGUAUACAUGCUGUCAGUAUACAUGCUGUCAGUAUACAUGCUGUCAGUAUACAUGCUGUCAGUAUACAUGCU